ACAGGAACGCACUGUGCGUCGGGCUGGCGAGCGAAGGAAAGUCGCUCUUGACAUUUGUUAUCGGUUCGAGCUCUGCCAGGAGAAGGCGGGACUCUGCGGCGACUGUCUGCUGUUCAUCUGCUCCGGUUCAACCUCAAGAUGCCAGCAGGAACCUUAGAGAGAACAUCUCCAGCGGCGGUGGCUGCCACCCCGGCCAGUGGACACUCCACGCCUGAAAAGCCUCGGACCCUGACAGAGAGCAGGAAGUCCUCCAAACCAAUUAUGGAGAAACGCAGGCGUGCGCGCAUCAAUGAGAGUUUGGGUCAGCUGAAGACCCUCAUCCUGGACGCACUGAAGAAAGAUACCUCCAGACACUCCAAACUGGAGAAGGCAGACAUCCUGGAGAUGACUGUGAAGCACCUCAGGAACCUGCAGCGCCUUCAGAUGACUGCUGCAGUGAACACAGACCCGUCCGUCCUGGGUAAAUACAGAGCCGGCUUCAGCGAGUGUGUAGGAGAAGUCACCCGUUUCCUCUCCACGUGUGAAGGUGUGGACGCCGAGGUGAGGACUCGCCUCCUCAGCCACCUGGCGGCCUGCGUCACCCAGAUCAACGCUGUCAACUUCUACGGACCUCAUCUGGGCGCUUUAGGACUCGGACAGACCAGCACCCAGGGCCCAGCUCCCUCACCCCCGCAGAUGCCCUGCAGAAGCGCCUCCCCCGUGCACAUCCCCCCCGAGGCGAUGAAACUCUACGGUGGCUUCCAGGUCCUUCCGACGCCAAACGGACAGUUCGCUUUUCUGGUUCCCAGUGCAGCUCUGGCUCCUCUGACGGCUCAACACCACGUGUCACCUGUCGCACCUGCCGUCACCUCAGACUCUGUGUGGAGGCCGUGGUAGGAGCUCCGACUGUGAGGGGAAAAAAAGGACUAUCACACAUUAAAACAUAUUUUUGUACAUUUUGUAAAUGUUUUUCAGAAUCUACUGGAUGUUUAGACACGUUUGUGUUUUUUUUAUAAGGACUUUAUAAGAGAUAUUUUUGGCCUCUUUGCUUGCUGUGAUUUCCUGUUUUUGAUACAGCACAGUUCAUUUGCCUCCAUGGGUCUAGAAAGUCUCUGAAAAGCUCUUGAGAUGCACUGUAUUUUCUAAGAUGAAUAAAAUGUUUUUAUGGUGUUUACAACAAAA
Molecule: messenger RNA, 1161 nt
Organism: Amphiprion ocellaris (clown anemonefish)
Lineage: Eukaryota; Metazoa; Chordata; Actinopteri; Pomacentridae
Product: transcription factor HES-1-like
Exons: 4
Coding region: 139-876 (245 amino acids)
Biological process (GO): anterior/posterior pattern specification; regulation of neurogenesis; regulation of transcription by RNA polymerase II
Cellular component (GO): nucleus
Molecular function (GO): DNA-binding transcription factor activity, RNA polymerase II-specific; protein dimerization activity; RNA polymerase II cis-regulatory region sequence-specific DNA binding
Source: RefSeq, a predicted model, not a curated record